GAGAAGAGUGCUCUCUCUGUAACCUUUGGACUGAUUUGUUGAGUUUUCAGAGUGGAUUUGAGGUUAAAGUGGAAGGCAGUUAUCAAAACCAGGGGUCAUGUAAUCUGGUGUGGUGUAUUACACAAUCUCAUGCUGGUGAAACAUUUAGUCCUGCUGUUGUAUCCACUAUGGACCUUGACUCUGCAGACGCACUGAAGUCAGUCCACAGAAACCUAAGCAUAACUUCACCUGGAGCGUGUUGACUGAGAAAGGAUUCAGUUUUCUCAUUUUCUUGAGCACGAAGACACAUCUACACUUAAAGAGCUGUAGCCAUGGUGUCAGCUGACAGUCUAACCAUAUAUUUCUCAGAGGUCAUCCUGUCACAUCUGGUCUUAACAUCUGCUUUACUUCUUGCCGCCCUCGCUGCCAUCCGCCGGCGCAUAAGAGAUUCCUACAAGGUCGGUGGCUUCAGCCAGAAGCAUGUGUUCAUCACGGGCUGCGACAGCGGCUUUGGGAACCUGCUGGCCAGGCAGCUGGAUCGAAAAGGUUUCCAUGUCGUAGCCGCCUGUCUCACGGAGAAAGGUGCGGCAGACUUGGCGGCAGCGGCCUCCCCCAGACUGAAGACCCUCCUGCUGGAUGUUACAGACAGUGAGAGCAUCAGGAGGGCGGUGGAGUUUGUGAGCGGAGAGGUCGGGGAGCGAGGUCUGUGGGGACUGGUGAACAACGCUGGGAGGUCCACACCCAUCGGCCCGACAGAAUGGAUGGAUUUGAAGGAUUUCAGAAAGGUUUUGGAUGUGAAUCUGACGGGAGUCAUUGAGGUGACGUUCCAGUUUCUGCCGCUGCUGAAGAAAGCCCAGGGCAGGGUUGUGAAUGUGGCAAGUAUCCUGGGAAGACUGUCUCUAAUUGGUGGAGGAUACUGUCUGUCCAAAUAUGGAGUGGAGGCCUUUUCCGACAGCCUCAGGAGGGAAAUGCAGCACUUUGGUAUCAAAGUGAGCAUUAUCGAGCCUGGUUUCUUCAAGACAGGUGUGACCCGGCUGGACCUUAUCGAAGCCGACCUGAGGAGGCUAUGGACUCGCCUCCCUGAAGAUAUUAAAACCUCAUACGGAGCCACAUACUUUGAAGACUAUUUGAAAGCUCAGGAUUUCUCCAUGGGCCUCUUGUGCAGUCCAGACAUCUCCAAGGUGACCAGAUGCAUGGAGCACGCGCUGACAGCUUGUUUCCCACGCACACGUUACGGUGCAGGCUGGGAUGCCAAGCUUUUUUGGAUUCCUCUGUCCUAUCUGCCUUCGUUUGUAUCAGACUUUGUUUUCAAUGUGCUUCUUCCUGCACCCAAAGGUGAGAGAAGCAACUAACAGAAAACAUGUGAGCUAAACGGCUGACCUGUAAAACAGUUUGUAUGAUUUUUCCUGUCAUCAGUCUUCAUGUAUGAAACCAUGAAAAUGAAUGUUAUAAUCUUAAACAUAUUGUGCAAAUAUGGGGUGAAAAAUAAAAACCCUAUUCAGACUAUAUUACAAAAUAGGAAAUUUAUUCAUUCAUGUCUCAGCAGCAGCAAUUUAAACCACAUGGGCGUGUUCUGGAUGAUCACAGAUACGGUUUUUAUUCGUCCUCAUUAUGAUACAAAAUAAAUCACUCUGUAAAGAAUUUA
Messenger RNA from Toxotes jaculatrix (banded archerfish), 1624 nucleotides. It is a transcript of the gene rdh1, whose product is annotated as retinol dehydrogenase 1. The transcript has 6 exons. Bases 312 to 1331 code for a protein of 339 amino acids. The record is from RefSeq and is a predicted model, not a curated record. Lineage: Eukaryota; Metazoa; Chordata; Actinopteri; Toxotidae.